AUGGCUGCUCCUCACGCCCACCCCCAUCCCCACCCCCAUCCUCACCCCCACCCACAACAGGUGGGCCCUGGCGGCCCUCCUGGCCCCAACGUCCUCCAGCAGUUCAACGGCGACCCGGCAAUGCAAGCUCUCCUCGACUCGCUGCCGACCCGUACCGUCCCCUUUGCGUUCGUCGAGGCCCCGAUCCCCAACACCCAGCCUCCCCAGAGCCAGCAGAUGGUUGUCUGUGCCGAGCACAAGCUCCCAUCGUGUGACGCGUGCAAUGUCAACUACACUGCCCUCAACUACAUGCACCAGUUCCUCCGCACCGCGCCUCCCGAGGCCAUCCCCCCUCCUCCCAAUGUUCAGCCCCCUCCCCAGCGUGCCGAGCAGAUCAAGCAGGCCAAAGAGGCAGGUAAUGUUGCGUUCAAGGCUGGUAACAUUCCCGUCGCUGUCCAGAACUACUCUCGCUCUGCCGACAUGGCGCUGUCUCGCCCACCCUGGGAGUUGGCGCAGCUUUCCAAGGAGGAGACCUCCAUCGCUCUGUGCAACCGUUCCGCCGCCUUCCACCUGGCUGGUGCUUGGGCCAACGCGCUGGCAGAUGCCGAGGCUGUCAUCGCGCUCAGGCGUCCUUGGACCAAGGGACACUUCAGGCGAGCACGCGCUCUCGUCGGCCUUGGUCGUUUCGAAGAGGCUCACGACGCGAUUAUCGACGGACUGCAGUUUGAGCCCGAGGACAAGGAGCUCAACGCGUUCCUCGCCGAGGUGGACGCCAAGAUCGAGGAGCAGAACAAGCUUUAG
This is a messenger RNA of Apiotrichum porosum, 780 nucleotides long. RefSeq lists its product as uncharacterized. NCBI's taxonomy places the organism in Eukaryota, Fungi, Basidiomycota, Tremellomycetes, Trichosporonales, Trichosporonaceae. The record is from RefSeq and is a predicted model, not a curated record. Gene Ontology annotation, molecular function: Hsp90 protein binding. The transcript has 4 exons. The coding region runs from base 1 to 780 and encodes 259 amino acids.